Messenger RNA from Diplodia corticola, 2232 nucleotides. Its product is annotated as long chain fatty alcohol oxidase. The record is from RefSeq and is a predicted model, not a curated record. Gene Ontology annotation, molecular function: flavin adenine dinucleotide binding; long-chain-alcohol oxidase activity. The coding region runs from base 1 to 2232 and encodes 743 amino acids. Lineage: Eukaryota; Fungi; Ascomycota; Dothideomycetes; Botryosphaeriales; Botryosphaeriaceae. The transcript is spliced from 4 exons.
AUGGCUCCCUCUGUAGAGACGGUCGCGGUCAAGGAGAGUCCAUUGCCACUGCCUGCAGAUGAUCCUCUGUCGCCCGCGCAGUGGGCUACGCUCCUUGCCUUCGCCGAUGCUGUCGUGCCGUCAAUAGCGCCGUCCGUUUCUGCCAACUCGGCCACACAACUCGCAGUCGGUGCGAAUGACUACGCGACCAGACUUGCCCGUGUGCAGCAGCUGGCCGGUCCAGAUGUCGCCGCAGAGCAGUAUCUUGCCGAGGCGCCGUCGGCGUGCCCGGCCUUUCGAGAGAGCAUUCACCGCUUGAUGGCCCAGUACAUUCCGGCCGAUGUCAGGAAGCAGUUUCUGGCGGUUUUCGAUGUCCUGAACACGCGGCCAGGUGCGCUCGUGAUGACGGGCUACUCGACGCCCUUUGCGGAACAGCCCGUCAAUACCCGCAUAGCAAUUCUCCAGAAUUGGGGGACAGCAAGGACGCCGAUGUUUCGCCAGUUGAACAAGAUGCUCACUUCCUUGAUCAAACAGAAUUGGGCCAAGUCUAGUGUGGUUUUAGGGCCCGUCCUGGGCUUUCCUCGCGUCCCCGUUCACGCAUCUGUCGGAAAAGGGUUCGAGUUUGACUUUAUCCAGAUGCCUCCGGGACAUGGACCGGAGAUCAUUGAGACAGACAUCGUCAUCGUGGGCAGUGGAUGCGGAGCGGGGGUAUGCGCAAAGAACUUUGCAGAAGCCGGUCAUAAAGUCGUUGUCGUGGAGAAGUCGUACUAUUGGCCCCCUCAGCAUCUUCCAAUGACGGAAACGGACGGAUAUAAUCACCUUUUCAUGAACGGCGGGUUUGUCAUAUCCGACGAAACUUCGGUCAGCGUAGCUGCGGGCCAAACAUUCGGAGGAGGGGGCUUCGUAAACUGGUCAGCGUCGCUGCAGACCCAAGGGUUUGUCCGCCAAGAAUGGGCGGAUCAGGGUCUCCCAUUCUUCACGUCAGCAGAGUUCCAGAAAUCUCUAGAUGCCGUUUGCCAAAGGAUGGGUGUUGCCACUGACCCCAUCAAGCACAAUCCGAGCAAUAGCCAUCUUUUGGAAGGCGCACGGAAGCUUGGCUGGUCCCACAAGGUUGUUCCUCAGAACAGUGGAGGCACGCAACACUAUUGCGGAUAUUGCAGCAUGGGCUGUGCAUCGUGUGAGAAACAAGGUCCACACGUUUCCUUUUUGCCAGAUGCGGCACGCGCCGGUGCCGAGUUCGUCGAAGGCCUCGAGAUCAGGAAGAUCUUAUUUGAGAACAAGAAAGGGAAAACGGUUGCGGUAGGCGUUUGUGGGACCUGGACAUCCCGCGACGAGCAUGGAGGGGUGGCUGGCGCAUCGAAGACCCAGAGGAAUGUGAUCAUCAGAGCAAAACGCGUGGUGGUCGCCGGCGGCACGCUGCAAAGCCCUCUCCUUCUCCUCCGUUCGGGUCUCAAGAAUCCGAACAUUGGACGGCACCUCCACCUGCAUCCUGUGUCGUUUUUGGGUGCCGUGCACAAGGAGCGUACAAAUCCAUGGGAAGGCGGGAUCCUGACUUCGGUUGUCAACGAGUUCGAAAACCUUGAUGGAAAGGGCCAUGGUGCUAAGCUUGAGGCCGUCACCAUGCUUCCCUCCGUUUGGCUCACAAUCGCGCCAUGGAUAGGGGGGCUCGAAUACAAGGACCUUGUCCCUCGCAUGAAACACAUGGCGGGAUACUUUGCCCUAGCGCGCGAUCGCGACACUGGGCGUGUAUACCCAGAUCCCUUGGACGGACGUUGUCGCCUUUCGUAUCAACUGUCCAGGUUCGACAAGAAGAGUAUUCUGGAAGGCUUGAUUGGACUUGCCAAACUCCAGUACGUCGCCGGUGCGAGCGAGAUCUUCACAGCGAUCCCUGGCUGCUCGGCCUUCAAACGAACGGAAGCGGAAACCGGGGCAGAGGACGCCGAGGGCAUCAACAACGAAAGAUUCCAGGCGUGGCUGAAGGAGAUCAGAAGGGUUGGCUUGCCUCAGCCAGAGACGAUGUUCAUGAGCGCGCAUCAGAUGGGGACCUGCCGUAUGGGAGCGUCGCCGAAGACAAGCGUUGUGGAUGCUGAAGGCAAAGUCUGGGGGACCGAGGGGCUGUACGUCGCAGAUGCCAGUGUCUUCCCAAGCGCUAGUGGUGUCAACCCGAUGGUAACCGUGAUGGGCAUCGCAGAUUGGCUCUCGCGAAACAUGUCCGCACGUAUGGCAAGGGAGAGAGAAGCUGCCAAGCUGUAG